UUUUUUCUCCUUUCUCUUUCUCUCCUCUCUCUCUUUCCUCUCCUCAACUUAUACGUAUCUCUCUGCUCGUUUCCCAAUUGUAUUCUGUUUGACCAUCAAUCAAACUCAUACAUCCUUAUUUGACCAAUCCCAUCCCCAUUGCCCCUCCAACGUUUCACUUCCCCUUACCUCUCGCAACCCUAUUACCUUACCCGAUCCAUUGUCAGGGAGGUCUCUUCUAUUUUUGUUCGCUUGAUCUGUUUUUGUAUAUUAUUCCGUCGAUCCACUCGAUAUCCCUGUUCAUCAUAUUGUCUAGUUGCGUUGCGUUGCCUUUGUUGAUAUUCAAAGGCCGAAGCUGCCUGAGUUGAUUUUUUUUCUUCUCUGAUAUUGAUUCCAACUCCCUCUUGCGCUUUGGUCUGCUCUUUGAUACCUAACGACUGUUACGACCUUGACGAUCAUAACAAUGGUUGAACCCAUUGCUGAGACUGUUACCAUCUCUAUCCGUCGUCCGACUGAUACCCCUACCAUCUUCGUUGCCGGUACCUUCUCGGAUCCUCAAUGGAAACCCGUCGAGUUGAACGUUAAAACGAUAGAGGUGGAAUCGGAACUCGAUCCGGGCCUCUACUCGACCGAGUAUCUUUUCUUCCAAGAUUUCAAGUUGACUCCGGGUCAAUAUCAGUACAGAUUCCGUGAAGGCGCCACGGGCUCAUGGUUCCACGAUGAGUCCGUAAAGAACGCUCCCGGAACCGAGGGGCUUGUCAAUAAUUAUCUUAUCGUCAAGCCUGCUGCGGAGCACGAGACUCCCGUCCAAAAUGGCGACAGUCAUAAGGCGGAGGAGACUACGAAGGCAUCCGAGACGGACGCUACAACAAAGGCUGAGCCGGUAACAAAUGGCGUUCACAAGCAGAAUGGUGUCAACGGAGUUGCAAAACGUGAUGACCCUGUCGCUGAUGAGUCUCUUGCGGAGGAUCAGAAGACGGAACAAACCCCUGAGGAAUCUGUGCAGACUAACGCAAAGGUAGAGCCGAAAGAGAACAUUUCUAAUGGCACUAAGGAGCCGGAAGUCAAUGGAACCAGUCCCGCUACGCAGACCUCCGAGAGCAAGGAUGAACCUGUGGCUGAGGAAAAGUCGGAGCCGGUGGUCGAGAAACCCGAAGAGAAAGCGGUUGAAUCUCAGCCUGUAGUCGAGAAGGAAGACAUUGAGAAGAAAGCCGAAGAGGUUCCAUCUACGUCUACCGACGAGGAUAAGGCUCCGGUUGUGAAUGGUGAUGCCAAGGUCGAGGUCGAGAAGCAACCAGAGGGAUCCCAGCCGCCAGCGGCCGCCGAAGAAGUAACAGCGAAAAUUGAAGAGCCUGUUGCCGAGAAAUCUACUCCUGGAGUCGUCACUGAGGAAGCCUCCGCCCAAGAAUCGAGCCCCGAGAAGCCUGCCGUCACCGAGUCAGCUCCAGCUGAAACCACUACAGAGAAGCCGGCGACCGAAGACCCCGUGAAGGAGUCAGCGGAGACAAAACAGGCGGAUGUUGUUUCUGAGGUACCCUCUGAGAAAAAGUCAACCCCUGAAGUGCUGAAGGAAGCUCCUGCCACUGAAGAGCCGGUCUUAGAGUCGGCCGUUGCUGAAGAACUAGUUGAGGGGUCUGUUAAGGAGGAAACGGCACCGGAUGAGCCUAAAAAGACGGCUACCACCGAACAGCCGGCUACUGAGUCAACGGUUGCUGAAGAGCCUGUUAAGGAACAGGCAACUGCCGAAGACCUGAAGGAUGAACCCGCUACCGAGAAAGUUGACGAAUCGGUUAAGGCUCCGGUCCAAGAGGAGACAGCACCGGGAGUACCCAAGGAGACGUCUAGUACUGAAGGGCCGGCCAAGGAAGAGCCAACUCCCAAAAAGUCGGAAGAACAGCCUGUCACUGAAACACCAGUAGCUGAGGCGGCCGUUGCUGAAGAACCAGCCAAGAAGUCUGCUAAGGAAGCAGAGUCUAAGGAGACAUCCACUGAAGAGUUGACUCCCUCAAAGGCAGAGGAGCUAGUAGUCACCGAGCCCGCUGUAUCUGAGGAACCCCCGGUAGAGCCCAAGGAGACAUCGACUGCCGAACCCCCUGCUGCUGAGGAACCUGCCGUUACUGAAGAACCCAUGAAGGAGCCUGUAAAGGAUGAAACAGAGUCUAAGGAGACAUCUACUGAAGUCCCCGUUGUUGAGGAACCAGUUAAGGAAGGGCCGACACCUGAAAAGGCUGAGGAAUCAGUAGUCACCGAGCCAGCUGUAACUGAACCAGCCGAGGAGGAGACAUCUGCUGAGAAGCCUGUUACCGCCGACACUACCGCCCGGGAUAAGCCGUCUGCCGAGGAAACUGUUACUGAAGCCGUCAAGGAGGUGCCAGCUGAGGAGUCUAAAGAGGCCCCAUCCGCUGAUGCUCCUGCUGACCCUAGUGAACCCACAAAAGAGUCUGGCGCAGAAACAGCUGUCCAGGAGUCAACCGCCGAGAAGCCCACAACUGUCGACGUGGUAGCAGAGGAACCAGUGAAGGAGACAGUGGCGGAGGAGACGCAAGUGGAGAAGUCUGUCGUUACGGCUGAAGCAGAACAGCCCACUGAGGAAAUUUCUAAGCCGGCUGCUGAGGAAGAAAAGGUACUCGAAACUGCCGACGAAAAGUCAGUAGAAGAGACAAAGGCCGAAUCCGCUUUGGAGAAGGCUACUCAAUCAGCCGAAGAAAAGCCCACCGAAGAGGCUGCGAAGGCGUCUCCUGCUGAACUCGAAAAUACAACUACGGAACCCGCUCAGGAUUCUGCAAAGACUGAGCCUGAAUUCGAGAAGCCGGUCGUCGGAGAAACACCCGUGGAGCCAACUACACAGGAACCCGCCUCCGAUGAGGCAGUCGAGGAACCUUCUGCUAAGACGGCCGGCCCUGAAGAUGUGGCGGAAGAGUCUACAAAGGAAGAAAAGCCUGCUGAGGUGACCGAGCAAGAGACUAAGGAACCCGUGAUUGAAGAGCCCAAAGAGACGAAGCCAGCUGCCGAGGAAGCGACCCCGGAAGAGCCCGCCAAGGAGACUCCCGUUGUGGAGCAAGCUAAGCCUACCGCAGUGGAGCCUGUCAAGGAACUUGCUACCGAAGAGAUUACUGUUCAAGAACCUGCUGUGCCAGAGCCCGCCAAGGAAGCUGAGCCUCCCGUGGAUGAAUCCCUCGCUGAAAAGCCGGCUGCCGAGGCUGUGGUGGAAGAGCCUGUCACAGAAUCAACUGAGAAGGCUGUCGCCAUUGAAACACCCGCUACCGAGGAAGCUGUCAAAAAGGACACUACUGAGGAGCCUGUCAAGGAGCCUGUUUCUGAGAAGCCAGUUACAGAUAAGCCUGCCGAGAAGGAGACGAUCGAGCCUCCUGAGGUUGUCGCCUCUGAGCAAUCCCACGAGGAGAAGCCAGUAGAGCAGCAAAUUGUGGCCGAGCCACAAGCCGAAACUAUUGCGGAGCAGCCCAAGGACGUUGCAGGACAAGAGGAGACAGUUGCAGCUGAGCCCGUGGCUGUUGAAACUGCUGCUGAAGAGACGGCCCUAGAGACUGGAUCUGCCGAGGUUGUAAGCAAGGUAGAAGCUGAAGAGACUCUGGCUACGCAAGCCGAGGAACCUACUAGUGAGCCAGCAGCAACAACUCCUGCUGAGGCAGAUAAGGAGGAACCUGAAGAGAGCACUGAAAUUGUCACCAAACCUACAAUUGAGGAAGUUGUCUCCCCCGAACCCGCAAAGGAAGAUGUCCCUGAGCAAGAUGGAAAGGAUGGUGUCUCAGCAGAGCUGGUCGGUGCGGGUGCUGCAGCGGCAGUUGCUGCUGGUGCGGACAAGGACUCGAAGUCUGCUGCCGCCCUUGCUCCCGAGACUCAACCAUCAGCCAAAACUAAAGAGCCAGCUGCGUCGACCAACGAACCCCAGACCCGGUCCAUUAAUGCCGUUACUCUCAGCAACGCCAAGAACGAUGCCAUCUUCUCUCCCUUCCGCCGCCGUGGAGGCAACAACCAGUAA
Aspergillus alliaceus is the source of this 3979-nucleotide messenger RNA. RefSeq names its product PT repeat family protein. Bases 443 to 3979 code for a protein of 1178 amino acids. The transcript is spliced from 19 exons. The record is from RefSeq and is a predicted model, not a curated record. NCBI's taxonomy places the organism in Eukaryota, Fungi, Ascomycota, Eurotiomycetes, Eurotiales, Aspergillaceae.